Molecule: messenger RNA, 894 nt
Organism: Rhinocladiella mackenziei CBS 650.93
Lineage: Eukaryota; Fungi; Ascomycota; Eurotiomycetes; Chaetothyriales; Herpotrichiellaceae
Exons: 2
Coding region: 1-894 (297 amino acids)
Source: RefSeq, a predicted model, not a curated record
AUGAUCACAGUCAACCGCCUCUGCAGAGAUCUGGGCAUAAAACACCCCUUGGAUCACCCUACAUGCAUUGGCUAUGGAAAAGCAAAACCAACCUGCGGAAUCUUAUGCGCUCAAGCAUCUCGUAAUGAGGCAGUGACUGCUCUUGAAGGCAUCUGCGAGGCGAUAGCAGACGGAAUCAAUCCCCGCAUGUUGGUUAACGACUUGGAAGGAGUGGCCCAAUUGCUUCAUUGCAAAAGAUGGCACCAGUAUCAGGCCCGAGCAAAAGCCCGGGAAUGGCGACGAAAAUUGGACGAAGCCAUGGCUCAACGGAACGAAGAGCAGCAUCAACGACAGCAUCAACGACAAUCUCGAUCCCGGAGAGAAUUCCACCGUCCUGGUAACAACAAUCAAAUCGCACCACCGGCAGACUCUCACCUUGCCUCAUUCCGCGACGAAGAUAUUCUUGCCGAGCUGGCUCAUCGUCUCCAAUCACAGAGUCACGUCAUUAGCUCCAUAAGAGCAAUUCUGGACAACCAACGAGGGAGGAACCAACGUUCACCCGGCCGCUCGUCUUCGGACAGGACAACCUUGUCCUCAUUCUCUAACUCCUUGGAGUCGGACGAUGAAUUCUCGGAAGCUUCCGACUCGGAGACAGAAGACGGUGACGACAAUGAGGAUUCUGACUUGGAGAACUCCGACACAGACACCUCGUAUUCUCGAUCUUCUUCAGGCUCUUCAACCUCUCGUUCCAACUCUGGUCCUAUCCAACCGACGCCGUCAUCCGAACGGCGCUCACGAGGGAGGGAGCACCUUCGGAACCGUUUGUCGCCUUUGCUUAGAGCAAUCCCCCUACCUCUCCCACCUCUGAAAACGAAGCCGAAAGCGAAUGCGGCAUCUGUCUAUCACGCAUCGUGA